CGAGGGUGCCCCCAUAUCCCUGAGGGGUCCCUGCCCCGAGGGUGCCCCCGAUUCCUGCUGGGGUCCCUGCCCAGAGGGUGCCCCCCUUUCCUGCCUGGGUCUGUGCCCAGAGGGUGCCCCCUUUUCCUGUCGGGUGCCCCCAUAUCCUUGAGGGGUCUGUGCCCCGAGGGUGCCCCCGUGUCCUGCCGGGGUCUGUGCCCCGAGGGUGCCCCCAUAUCCCUGAGGAGUCCGUGCCCCGAGGGUGCCCCGAUUCCUGCCCGGGGCAGGGCCCCCCGCUGCUGUUGGGGUGCUGCUCCUCCCGCAGUGCCCGGCUCCCAGCCCGGCCCGGCCGGAGCCCGGGGGAGCGAGCCCGAGCCUGCCCCGCCCGGACAGGUCGGGCCGGUCCCGGGGCCGUGGGAGGCGCACGGCGCUCAUGGCCGAGCCUCGGCGGAGCCUCCCGGGCCCCUCUGCCGGGCUCGGGCCGGUGCUGGGGGCGCUCCGGGCCGGGCUGCGGCGCUGGGCCCGGCGGCUCUGCUGGGCCGGGCUCCUGCUGCUCUACUCGGGCUGGCCGCGCUGCCUCACCCCCCCUCUGCGCUACAGGCUGCUCUUCGGGAUGCUCUACCCGGCCUACGCCUCCUACAAGGCUGUGAAGACGAAAAACAUCCGGGAAUACGUCCGGUGGAUGAUGUACUGGAUCGUCUUCGCUCUCUUCAUGGCCGCAGAGACCUUCACCGACCUCCUCAUCUCCUGGCUCCCCUUCUACUACGAGGUGAAGAUGGCUUUUGUCAUCUGGCUGCUGUCCCCGUACACGCGGGGGGCCAGCCUGCUCUACCGCCGCUUCGUGCACCCCGCGCUGGCCCGCAGGGAGAAGGACAUCGACGCCUUCCUGGUGCGGGCCCGCGAGCGCGGCUACGAGACCGCGCUGCGCUUCGGCAAGAGGGGCCUCAACCUGGCGGCCAGCGCCGCCGUGCAGGCGGCCACCAAGAGCCAGGGCGCGCUGGCCGGGCGGCUCCGCAGCUUCAGCAUGCAGGACCUGCGCUCGCUGCCCGAGCAGGCGCCCGUGCACUUCCAGGACCCGCUGUACCUGGAGGGGCAGGAGGGCCUCCAGCAGCCCCUGGGUGAGCAGCUGGGGGGUCACAGAGAGGGGGGGCCCAGCAAAGCCCACGGUGGCCGUGCUGGGGGUGGCACGUCCCCUCUGUCCCCAGCCUACGGCGCCGGCCUCCGCUACGAGAGCGAGUCGGACGACGAGGAGCUGUGGUCGGACUCGCAGGUGUCCCCCUCGGUGUCCCCACGCCGGGAUCCCAGACCCCUGUCCCGCAGCCAGAGCCUGAGAACCCUGAGGAAGAACCCGGGAAAAGAGGGCUCUUCCCGGCUCCUGCGCAGCCGGGCCAGGAGGAGAGCGGCUCUGUCGGAGCAGGACAGCUGAAAAUGCCAGGAAACCUCUGCCCCGAGGCUGCAGAGGAAUUUGCUGCUGCGGCAUCAGGAGGGAGCUGUGGCUCCUUGCGUCCCCGGGGAGGCUCCUUGCGUCCCCAGGGUGGCUCCUUGUGUUCCCGGGGAGGCUCCUGCACCCUGGGAUCCUCACGCUGUAAAUCCCUUCCGUGUGGCCGCUCGAGGAGGGGGGAGCAGCUCAUCCCCAGACCCCCCAGCUCGGCGCUGGCGCCUCCCCUGUGGGGUCUGGCCCCUCCUUUUCCCCCAUGCCAUGAACACUACAGGCUCCCCCCCUCUCCUGCUGCCAUGGUGCCUUGUUCACAACAUUCCCGUUCUCCGGAGUGGAUGUGCCUUGUCCCUCUGAAGCCAAAGCCAUGGUCCCUGCCGGGCCCCCCAGACACAGACUGACACCCCCAUACUUGAGCCCAGAGCUCUGGGCAGCACACAGCUUUUAACAUUCCCCUCUCCCAGAAAGAGGGUUUUGUACCUGGAGAAAUAAAUGUUUGGUUCAGACUUUGGGAAGCAGGAGUUGUCCCCGGUGCUGUCCCCUUCCACAGCCUGAGAUUGGUUUUUCUGUUGGAGGAAGCUCUGGAAUCCAUCUGAGACUCCCCCAGGGCCUGUCCCAGUGUUUCCAUCCAUCUUCCAGGAUCCCGGGUACAGUCCCAGACUCUUCCAGGAAAGCUUCCUGAGAUUUUUUGCUUUGGAGGAAGCUGUACCCUCAUGGAUCCAUCCAAGACUCCCUCCAGGCAUCUCCCAGAGCCUUUCCCCCACAUUUCAGGUUCCAGAAUCCCAGACAGCAUCCCUCACCUCCUCCAGGGAUGCUUCCCGAGACCAUUUUCUCAUUUGGAAGCAACUCCAUCCUUGGCAAUCCCAGCCCGUGCUCCUCACGGCAAUCUCCCGGGGUGUUUUACCACCGGUGCCAUUCCCAAACUUCCCGGGGCUCCCUGCAGUAGCCGCGUCCCCCGCGGCGUGGCAGCAGCAGCCGGACAUCCCGGCCCGUCCCCUCUCCCUGCCCCAUCCCGCCGGCAAUCCCGGCUCCUUCCCGGGGGCUCAUCCCCGCCGGGCCGGGUGCCACGGCGCGGGUGGCACAAGGUGCCUCUGCGGCCCGCCCCUGUCCCGCGGUGCCCCCGCUCCCUGGCAUCAAUCCCCUCGCUCCCAAUCCCGCUGCCCUCGCCCGGGGCCAGCGGUAUUUUUAGCGCUCGGCUGCCGCCGGUCGCGGGGGUCUCCCGGGGGCAGCGGCAGCGGCCGGGCCGGGCUCCGCGGGGCAGCCCGGGCCGGGCAGGGGUGUUGGAGCAGCUUAGGUGGAGGUGGCUGGAUUAGCCCCGCCGAACUGCCUGCGAGACGAUUACUUAAAGCAGCGAGGAGGAAGGCUGGGUGGGGACAGCGAGGGCCAGGGGGCUGCUGUAAUCCCCCUAAAGCCGCUUAGGCAGCGCGGUUCCUCCAAGGAUACGGCCCGGGGAGGCUCUGGGGCCACCUGGGGGUCAAAGGGGGGGUUCUUGAGUGUUGGGGUGCUCCCAGGUGGGCUCACGGCAGCGUUGGAGCCUCGGUGUCGCAUCCCCGGGGUGCGGGGUCAGGGAUUCCCGGCUUGGGGAAACUGAGGCACGACACCAGUGCCUUCCCAGGGGGGAAAAGCGGGGUGCUGGGAAGGGACAAGGAGUUGUGGUGCCCUGCUUUGGUAAACCCGUGUGUCCCCCGGGGGCUGAAACUCAAGGAGGGGACAGGAGGUGGGCGGGGUGGCACAGCCCGUCCCCCCGGGCCGCGGCAGCUGCGGCGGUGCCAGCGCUGAUCCCAGCUGUGUCAGCGCACGGGCCGGUGCCAGGCUGCAUCAGCAGAGCCCUAAUCCCCCGCGGCUCGCCUGGCACCGCCCCAGCACAGCAGUUUAAGCGCCUGACCUGAGCUCGCCCGCUGCCACCGUCCCCUGCCGGGAGGGGCUGCCGGGCUGAGCCCCGGCUGGCACCGCUCUGGGGACCCCCUGUACCCCCCCGGGCAGGGUUUGGGUGGCUGGAGUGGGGGGACAGCGGGGUGUGGGAGGUGACAUCGUCGAGGGCGCUUGGGGGCUGCGUUCCCAGCGGGCUCAGGGAGGGGAUUGUCCCCCUGUGCUCCGCUCAGGUGAGACCCCACCUGCAGCUCGGGGGUCCCCAAUACCGGAGGGACGUGGAGCUGCUGGAGUCAGUCCAGAGGAGGCCACGGAGAUGCUCCGGAACUGGAGCCCUUCUCGAGCCAGGAUCCGGCCUGCCCGGGACGGCGCUGAGCACCACAUGAGUGUCGGAGCAGCAUGGCCAGCGACGCGAGGAUGGGGGAGACCCCGGCGCGGUGGAGAAGAGCCCCGGAGGCAGCGCAGGACUCCCGGGGGAUGGAGAGCAGCGGGAUGCUUUUAUCCCGGAGCGCCGCUGCCGAGCUGGGACUCCCGGGCUACCCGGAGCCCGGCAAGCUGAGCUACGCCACGGAGAAAGGAUGUCCCUGGAGGGGCUCCGAAGGAUGUUUGGGACCCGUCCGGGAGCUCGCCGGCGGC
Messenger RNA from Motacilla alba alba, 3919 nucleotides. It is a transcript of the gene REEP4, whose product is annotated as receptor accessory protein 4. The record is from RefSeq and is a predicted model, not a curated record. Gene Ontology annotation, biological process: endoplasmic reticulum tubular network organization. Gene Ontology annotation, cellular component: cytoplasmic microtubule; endoplasmic reticulum tubular network; endoplasmic reticulum membrane. The coding region runs from base 413 to 1405 and encodes 330 amino acids. Gene Ontology annotation, molecular function: microtubule binding. The transcript has 7 exons. Lineage: Eukaryota; Metazoa; Chordata; Aves; Passeriformes; Motacillidae.